UUCCAGAACUGUUUUACACACAUCUAAUCUAUUUCUAUUCUAUUUAUCUUCCUAUUUGUUGUCCAUCUAACUCAUAUCAUCUAUCUAUCUCCAUUUAUCUAUCAUAUGUUUCUAAUUCAUCUAUUUAUUCUCUCUCUUAUUUAUCUUCUAUCUAUCCCUCUCUUUAUAUAUCUGUCUCUUUCUACCUCACAUGUAUAUACAUAUCAGUCUAUCUGCCUGUCUCUCAUCUAUUUCUAUGCUCUCUAUUUCUCUGCUAUAUAUGCCCGCAGAGCUGCACACAGGAGGCAGGUAGACGACUCAUGGGAGAAGUCAGAGAGGGAAUGACAGGGUUCGGAAGGAGGUGUGCCUGAGGCUCCAUAAUCAGGCUUGGAGCUGGACAUGCAGAGGGUGUGGCAGAGGGAGGUAGCUACAGAUAUUCCCAGUGGAUGUGAUGCUGAGGCUGCUGUCUCUCAUGUAUGUAUACUAGGCAGCUGCUACAUCUAACCUACAACUCCUGGUUCCUUCCGGAAAAACAUGAGCAGCGUCCAGCCCUGGCACACCUAUCUGCUGUGACUUUACAGGACUGGCAUCAGCCACUGGCAUGAAUGAAGAAUCUACAAAUGAAAAUCUAUGUAAGAAAAAGCUUUUACUACUCUUAAGAGCUAGAAACACAGUGGUAAAGGGAAAAAGCAUGUCAAAGGAUUGGAUUUUUACUAUUUUUGUAAAAUCGACAAUUUUCUGUUGAGAAGAUUAAAAAUGGGCCUCCGUGACAAAUCUGCUGACAACAUGAUGGAAAGCUGCUGCGUAGAGAAAACAUUUCCACAACACAAUCAGAAGCAUCUGUUUAUUCAUAAGAAACUGAGACUUAUUAGAAUACUGGGUCUUUUAUUCAGUAUAAUAGCCAUAAGCACUUUGUCCACUUCAGUUGGUGCCUUUUUAAAGACUGAUCUGUACAGCAAUGAUGUGACCAGUGCUACAAACAGCCAUACUCCACUGCAACGGCAUCAACGAAAUCUGAUGGACUUUGCAGAGCAAAACCAGAAUGAUACCCCAGGGUCCACUAUUUCAAUGAACUAUAAAAGUGGUAACAAUAAAUCAGCUUCUAAAGGGGACUACCCGGAAGACAUUUUUUCUUUAGAAGACAGAAAGAGGGGUGCUGUUGUGCUCCAUAUAUUUGGGAUGAUUUAUAUGUUCAUAGCACUAGCUGUAGUUUGUGAUGAAUUUUUUGUUCCCUCAUUAACAGUUAUCACUGAAAAACUAAUGAUUUCUGAUGAUGUGGCAGGGGCAACUUUUAUGGCUGCCGGUGGAUCUGCCCCAGAACUUUUUACAUCACUAAUAGGAGUAUUUAUAUCCCACAGCAAUGUUGGUAUUGGAACCAUUGUUGGAUCAGCAGUAUUUAAUAUCCUUUUUGUAAUUGGCAUGUGUGCUUUAUUUUCUAAGGAGGUAUUGAACCUCACCUGGUGGCCACUGUUUCGAGAUGUGUCUUUUUAUAUCCUGGGAUUGAUUAUGCUCAUAAGUUUCUUCUUGGACAAUUUCAUCCAAUGGUGGGAAAGCCUCCUUCUGCUCAUGGCUUAUCUAACAUAUGUUACUUUUAUGAAGUACAAUGUCCAAAUAGAAAACUGGGUAAAGAGGAAACUGAACCGGAACAAGGUUGUUAAGGUAUCAUCUGCUAAUUCUGAAGGAAAGGAGCACAGAGACCAACCAAACAUUCUUGUGUUACAAGAAGAGCCAAGAAGUCCACAAGAGCAAGAAGUAGUAGCAAUGAACAUUCGACAACUAGACGUUAAUGAAAGUGCAGGUUUAAAAGAGACUUGGACUGAGACUAUAACAUCCCCUAAUAAGACAAAACCAAGACUACAGCGUGGUGGCAGCUCAGCAUCACUACAUAACAGUCUCAUGAGGAAUAGCAUAUUCCAGCUAAUGAUACACACACUUGAUCCUCUUUCUGAAGAACUUGGAGCAUAUGGAAAACUAAAAUAUUAUGACACUAUGACUGAAGAAGGAAAAUUUAAAGAGAAGGCGUCAAUUUUACACAAAAUGGCCAAGAAGAAAUGUCAGGUGGAAGAUAGCGAGCAACUAAAUGGAGCAGCCAGCUAUGUAGAAAAAAAUGAUCUUCCAAAUACUUCUAAUGUUGAAGUUGAAGUAACACCACCGAAAGAAUCUGCUGGUCCAGUUCAAAAUGGAAAUGUUGCUCAUAAUAUCGAGGCUGCAGAAACACAGGUGACAGCUACACAACCUCCCGAUGAAGGUGACCAUCCUCUAAGCCUAUCAUGGCCCACUAAAAAGCGUAAAAGAGCUGUGUACCUUGCUGUGCUCCCAAUAGUAUUCCCUUUGUGGCUUACAUUACCUGAUGUCCGAAAUCCAGGAUCAAGAAAAUUUUUCCCUGUAACAUUUUUUGGAUCAAUCACUUGGAUUGCAGUUUUUUCUUAUCUAAUGGUAUGGUGGGCCCAUCAGGUAGGGGAAACUAUUGGAAUAACAGAAGAAAUCAUGGGACUCACAAUAUUAGCUGCUGGUACUUCUAUUCCAGACCUCAUAACAAGUGUCAUUGUUGCACGCAAAGGCCUAGGGGACAUGGCAGUAUCUAGCUCUGUAGGAAGCAACAUUUUUGACAUCACAGUUGGGCUUCCAAUGCCCUGGCUCCUAUUUUCCAUGUUUAACCAAUUUCGUCCAGUGAUGGUGAGCAGCAAUGGCCUCUUCUGUGCUAUUGUCCUCCUUUUCAUUAUGCUGCUGUUCGUCAUUCUAUCCAUCGCCUUGUGCAAGUGGAGAAUGAACAAGAUCUUAGGAUGCAUGAUGUUUGGUCUCUAUUUUGUUUUUUUGAUCGUCAGCGUCCUUCUAGAAAACCGCAUUAUCCUAUGUCCAGCUUCUCUCUAGAUUUUACGGAUUGAAGAACACUGAACCUGAUGCUCAUGAAGUGAAAGGGUGGAAGCAUAGCUUCACCUGCAGAAGGCCAAAAGCAUUGUCAGCAUGGUUAUGAAGUCAACUUAUGGCUCUUUUACUAAAGAUGUUAUAAUCUAUAGAAACUGUACAUUUUCUAAUACACACUGUAUUCCUGUAUUACUCUCUUUACAUAUGAUAUAUAUCCAUAAAUAUAUUAAUAUGCAGAUAAUGUACAACAAAAAGAGACGCUAGAUAAAAUGAGAUCUACAUGUAGGGAAUCUCAGCAGCACAUGGAAUUCAUAUUUGUCCACUAGGUUUUAAUAGAGUUAGCACAUCAUUUAAUCACCAUAACUGUAUUUCAACACUUCUCUGCCUAUAGAAUAGUCUGGAAAAAGUGUUGUGGAACAAGAGAUGUAUUUAACUUCACUUAGGCAGUUAGGAAACAAUUCUGAAACUGCUACAAUAAAAAUGUGGCACACUGUAUGCUGAGUAUGAAGUGAACACAAAUGAUUUUUGGCUUACUUACUGUGUACUUACUAUAUAUUUAUUGAUGGCAGUAUUGCAGCACUUCACUUUACAGAACAAAAUGAGUGUAAUGUAUCUUAGCCCAGAAGCAUUCAAAUCUGGUAAUGUAUGGAAAUGUAAAGCUACCUGGAUAAUAUAGACUUAUGAUCAAGAAUUUCUGUCACACAGUCUUGUGAUUUAAUGUACCAACUCAAAGUAACAGUUGGUAGUUCUGUUCUGAUUGCAAGGCUGAAGAAUAUCUAUCAAAUAAUAAACAUAUAUUAACAAUGA
Hyla sarda is the source of this 3651-nucleotide messenger RNA. It is a transcript of the gene SLC24A2, whose product is annotated as solute carrier family 24 member 2. The transcript has 12 exons. The record is from RefSeq and is a predicted model, not a curated record. Gene Ontology annotation, cellular component: membrane. Gene Ontology annotation, molecular function: calcium channel activity; calcium, potassium:sodium antiporter activity. The coding region runs from base 736 to 2850 and encodes 704 amino acids. Lineage: Eukaryota; Metazoa; Chordata; Amphibia; Anura; Hylidae. Gene Ontology annotation, biological process: long-term synaptic depression; long-term synaptic potentiation; intracellular calcium ion homeostasis.